CGCAGCGUUUUACUAGUGGAAACACAGCAGUUACCGGUCAGACAGAGAGAGAACCUCAACACACACACGAGACCGCACGCUCCAUUCUGGACAUUGUAGGAUACAAAGCCGCUCGGAUGUGCAAUAUGACUUUUGAAGAAAGCAGUGGAGAUAAUUCUUCAGAAAGGAUGGAAUCGGUGGCUAAAGCAUUAGAGGAGGUCCUGAGCUCUGCAUUGCCUCAGGGUUGCAUCACUGUUGGAGUCUAUGAGGCAGCAAAGUCACUAAAUGCGGACCCAGACAAUGUGGUGUUGUGUCUGCUGGCCACAGACGAUGAGGAGGAUGUGGCUCUCCAGAUUCAUUUCACCUUAAUCCAGGCAUUUUGCUGUGAGAAUGACAUCAACAUCCUGCGUGUGAGCAACUUGAGGCGCCUUGCAGAAAUCCUUGGUGGAGUGAAACCUGGAGGGGAGCCCAUGGACCUGCACUGUGUUCUUGUUACGAAUCCUCAGUCAUCACUGUGGAAGGACCCUGCACUGAGCAAAGUGAACAGAUUCUGCAGAGACAGUCGCUGUUUGGAUCAAUGGGUGCCUGUUAUCAACCUGCCCGACCGAUGAAACUGCUUGGAAUAUUAAUGUAUUGUGUGCAUUGGGGGAAAAGUAACUUCACCAGGCCUGUGUUAAUGUCUGUGUUGGACUUCUUUGGAUAGCGCCCCAGGGACAGAGAUGGGAGGGGCAGAAAAAAAAAGAACAGAAGGAAGAGAGACAGUUCCAGCAACUUUACCAGGUCAGGGUGAACUCGUGGGCCAAGGAAGAGUGACUCAGCAGUCUUGGUUCCAGGAUUUCCAGCGUAUGACUACGCCUUUCUCUGCCGAGAUAGAAGCCUUUACAGGAAACUGAAUCAUGUGAGUGGACAGGCUCACAUGGUGGUGAGCAGAAGCGUGGGGCUGGGGGGGAAGCACACAGAGAGCUUCAGUUGACAAGACUCCCAAGAAUUGGACCACGCUGGAGUGGACCAGUCAGAGCGUCUCAGCUUGGAGAAUUUAACAUGAAAAUUUGACCAAAUCCAAGCAUUUCUUUAACAGCACAUUUAUUUAAUAGUAUUUAAGACUUGUCACUUUGAUAACUCAAAAGGGAAACUUUUCACAGUUUGUUGUUAUUAUUAUAUUAGGGGCAAUACAAUGUUUAGACUUGUCCACUAACUGAUGUUUUUAUGUGUUAUUAAUUUAAUGAAUUAUAUUUAUUGUGCAUAGUUCAUAGAAUUUGUUAAGUUGAAUGAAAUAAACAAACAACCAACAGUU
This is a messenger RNA of Lates calcarifer (barramundi perch), 1273 nucleotides long. RefSeq names its product growth arrest and DNA-damage-inducible, alpha, b (gene gadd45ab). The transcript has 4 exons. Lineage: Eukaryota; Metazoa; Chordata; Actinopteri; Centropomidae. Bases 117 to 590 code for a protein of 157 amino acids. Gene Ontology annotation, cellular component: cytoplasm; nucleus. Gene Ontology annotation, biological process: regulation of cell cycle. The record is from RefSeq and is a predicted model, not a curated record.